Molecule: messenger RNA, 4704 nt
Organism: Cicer arietinum (chickpea)
Lineage: Eukaryota; Viridiplantae; Streptophyta; Magnoliopsida; Fabales; Fabaceae
Product: autophagy-related protein 11
Biological process (GO): autophagy of mitochondrion; autophagosome assembly; autophagy of peroxisome
Cellular component (GO): phagophore assembly site membrane; Atg1/ULK1 kinase complex
Molecular function (GO): molecular adaptor activity; protein kinase binding
Source: RefSeq, a predicted model, not a curated record
UUUUCCGAUCCUUCCAAACGUUCGGUGAGGAGAGAGAAAGACAGAAAGAGAGGAGAGAGGAGAGAGAGAGAGAGAGAGGAAGAAGGAGGGUUGCUUCUACUCUCACAAAGUUGCUUCCCGCAGAAGCUUCUGUGUGUAAUUUUCAAUACACAAAGCAGAAACAAAUUUCGGCAAAGAAAAAUAAUUAAAAAAAAAAGAAAAGAAAAAAUGGGAGUGAGUGAUUCAUAAGAAAUGAUCAAAGAUAGUUUCGUGACAACGUUGUUAAUCUGUUUUGCUUCUUAGCCGAUAUAUUCUGGAGAGAAAAUUAAAUCAUCAUCUCCACGUAAUCUUUCUCUAACUAUCUCAACCAAGAUUUUCGCCUUAUUACUUUUUCCUUAAUAUAAUCAUCAUUUCAUAAUUAACUGUUCCGUUUCUUUUCCUCAAUUUCGCUGUAUCUUCGCUUUCUUUCGUUGGAAUCUAUCUUUUUCGGGUCACGGGUCGGGUUUAUUCUUCUGGGUCUUCUUUUUUUUUAGCAUUUUUCGUUCUCUCUCCUUCAUAAACGCUCUUUUAGUUUCCUUCUCGUUAUUGCUCCUUAAUUUUGGUCUUUCUUAUAAAUUUUCUUAGUUGGGUUGCUUUUAACUAGGGUUUUUAAGAGGAUCUAAGGUUAAAGUUCGUUUUUUUCCACGAAUUUCUCUUUUCGGUAAAUGAAAACUAGUUCAGCUUCAAUAUAUUGAUUGAUCACAAAUUUCGUUGCACAAGUUUUUAUUUUAUCUGCUGAUGGUUGAACCUGGUUCUGGAUUUCUCAUUAAUCUAGGAAUUUGUUAGGUUCUUAAUAGAUAGAAAAAAACUUUAUAUAAUUUUUCUGGUAGAUUAUAUAUAACCUUGUGUGGCUGAAAAAAAAGAUUAGGCUGGAUUGGUUUGGUGGUGUUGUGUGUUUCAAUUUCAACUAUAGCUUAUAGUUUGAUUUUUGAAGCACUUCGUUUGGUCUUGAUUUAAUUCCUUUUCUGGAGAAAGGAAAGGUUGAUUGUGAUUGAGAUUGAGGUCUUUGUUGUGUUGAUAAGAUGAGUUCGAGUAUCACCGGAAGUUUGGUCAAUGAGAGGCAGCUACUCGUUCAUAUUGCUGAAAAUGGACAUUCAUUUGAAUUGGAAUGUGAUGAAAAUGCGCUUGUUGAGGCUGUUAUGCGGUCGAUUGAAUCUGUUACUGGGAUCAAUUUCAGUGAUCAACUUGUUCUUUGUUUGGAUUUGAAACUUGAGCCGCAGCGGCCGCUUUCUGCAUACAAGCUUCCAUCUGAUGACAGAGAAGUGUUUAUUUUUAAUAAAGCGAGGCUUCAAAGUAAUGCGCCUCCUCCACCACUGGAGCAAGUUGAUAUUCCUGCAAAUUUGGAGCCUCCGUCGCCUUCGUCCUCUCAUGAUCCACAUCCUCUUGAUGAUGCUUUGGAUCCUGCUUUGAAGGCUUUACCUUCUUAUGAGAGGCAAUUCAGGCACCAUUAUCAUCGAGGGCACGCGAUUUAUAGUGGUACCUUGAUGAAAUUUGAGCAUUGUGAGAGGCUUUUGAGAGAACAGAUGGUACAAGAAAGAGCUGUGGAGGUUGCAAGGUGUAAUUUGGAUCAGUAUUAUCGAAUUAUUAACCAAAACUACGGUGAUUUCAUGAAACGGUAUAUGCAACAACACAGAAUGCAUUCUGAUCUUUUGGCGAAUUUUGGAAAGGAUGUCGAGAAACUAAGAUCUAUCAAACUUCACCCCGCUUUGCAAACUGGGAAUCGCAAAUGCUUACUCGAUUUGGUGAAGGAAGAAAACUUGCGAAAGUCGGUGGAGAAUUGCACCAGCUCCCACAAGCAGUUUGAGAAUAAAAUGUCACAAUUUAAGCAGACUUUUGGGGAAGUGAAGCAUCGGGUUGAGAACUUGUUGACCACUGGGCCUUUCUUGGCCACCAAGAAUUUGGAACAAGCAAUUAAAGAACAUCACAAAUAUAUCAAUGAACAAAAGAGUAUCAUGCAAUCUCUGAGCAAAGAUGUUAACACUGUAAAGAAACUGGUGGAUGAUUGUCUGACCUCACAAUUGUCCUCCUCGCUUCGACCUCAUGAUGCAGUUUCAGCUUUGGGUCCUAUGUAUGAUGUUCACGACAAGAAUCACUUGCCUAAAAUGCAGGCUUGUGAACGUGCUAUUUCUAAGCUGCUAGACUUCUGCAAGGAAAAGAAGAAUGAAAUGAACCUUUUUGUGCACGAUUACAUGCAGAGCAUAACUUAUGUUUCUUAUCUCAUCAAAGAUCAGAAGCUACAGUUCCCUGUAUUUAAAGAGGCUAUGGUUCGACAGGACGGUUUAUUUGGGGAUUUAAAAUUGUUCCAUAGUAUUGGUUCUUCGUAUCGAGCUUGCCUUGCUGAAAUAGUGAGACGAAAGGCUUGUAUGAAGCUGUACAUGGGCAUGGCUGGACAGAUGGCUGAAAGGCUUGCUACAAAACGGGAGCUUGAGGUCUCGAGACGUGAAGAGUUUCUGAGAGUGCAUGGUUCAUGCAUUCCUAAGGAUGUCUUAUCCUCUAUGGGGUUGUUUGAUACUCCUAACCAAUGUGAUGUCAACAUAGCUCCAUUUGAUGAUGGUUUGCUUAAUAUUGACAUAUCAGAUGUGGAUCGUUACGCUCCUGAAUAUAUAACAGGAGUAACUUUCAAGCUUGAGAAGCAUGGUAGCUUUAAAGGUUCAUCUGGUUUAAUCAGUGAUAGCUCUCACUUGGCUGAGGCUGUAGAUAUUUCAGCUAACUCGGUUGAGAAAUAUGAUUCUGAGGACCUCCUUUAUGACAGUGGUUUGGUAGAAAUAGCUGGAACCUGCAAGAUGGAGGUUGAGAAUGCUAAACUGAAAGCCGAGCUUGCUUCUAGAAUAGCUUUAAUAUGCUCUUUAUGCCCUGAGAUAGAGUACGCGUCAUUUGACGAUGAAAGGGUGGGAAAUGUACUGAAGAAUGCCACCGAGAAGACAGCGGAAGCCUUGCAUUUGAAAGACGAAUAUAUCAAACAUGUUCAGUCCAUGCUUAAGAUGAAGCAGAUGCAAUGUGAAUCGUAUGAGAAACGCAUUCAAGAAUUGGAGCAGAAAUUGUCUGACCAGUAUGUGCAGGGGCAGAAGAUGUCCAGUGUAAAUGAAGCUGCCGACUUUCCUCUUCUUGCCGGGAAGACCGAUAAUUCAAAGUCAGAAUGUGCGAGUGGUGAAGCCAACAUGCCUUGCGUAUCUACUAGCGAGCCAAUGGAUGAAGUUUCAUGUAUCUCGAGUUCCUUCGAUGCAAAACUAGGUUUGUUAACAGAACGUACGGGUAAAUCUUUAGAUGGAGUGGAUGAAAACAUGCUAGAUUCAUCUGGCAUCCAGAAUCUACAACAUGAUUCAUCUAUGAUGGAGCCUCACCGUGAAGAAGUGCAAAGCGGUGAUAAAGAUAAGAAGGAUAAGAUAGCUGGGCAAUUGGGUUUGUCGCUAACAAACAGUUCGACUGCUGAGAGCAUGCCGGUGUCGCAUGAACUUGUUCCUUGUGGCUCAGCAGUUUGUCCAGACUUGGAUUCCAAAGUAAACAAUGAUAAGUUGUUGGAACUACAAAGUGCACUUGUAGAUAAGUCAAAUCAAUUGAGUGAAACUGAUACAAAGCUUAAAGCCGCUAUCGAGGAGGUAGCUGUGCUCAAAAGGGAGCUGGAAGCAAGUCGAAAACUACUUGAUGAAUCUCAGAUGAAUUGUGCUCACUUGGAGAAUUGUUUGCAUGAGGCAAGAGAGGAAGCUCAAACACAAAAAAGUUCUGCUGACAGGAGGGCCUCAGAGUAUAGUUUGUUGCGUGCAUCUGUUAUCAAGAUGCGCAGCUUUUUUGAAAGACUCAAGACUUGCGUUUAUUCUCCUGGUGGUGUUGCUGAUUUUGCAGAUUCCCUGCGCAAUUUGGCGCAAUCUUUGGCCAAUUCUGCUAAUGACAGAGAUGAUGAUGAUAUCAUCGAGUUCCGAAAAUGUAUUCGAGUAUUGGCCGACAAAGUUGGUUUCUUAUCUAGGCACCGCGAAGAAUUGCAUGAUAAGUACACAAGAAUGGAUGCAGCUAACGAACAGCUCCGCAAAGAAUUGGAGGAGAAAAGGGAUCAGGUCAAAACUUACUACAACAAGCAUCAACUUGAGAAGCAGGCAAAUAAAGAGAAGAUAUCUUUUGGAUGUCUGGAAGUUCAUGAGAUUGCUGCGUUUGUGCAUACUCCAUGUGGACAUUAUGAGGCAAUUACAAAGAACAGGUCUAACUACUACUACUUAUCUGCUGAAUCUGUGGCACUAUUUACAGACCAUCUUCCAAGCAGACCUAACUACAUUGUUGGACAAAUUGUGCAUAUCGAAAACCAAAUUGUGAAGGCGCUGCCGGAACACGGUAGGGCGAACCCUGACAAAGGGACUGACUGGUUGACCUUGAAUUCAGGAUCAACUCCAAAUCCAUAUGGUCUACCUGUUGGAUGUGAAUAUUUUGUAGUGACAGUAGCCAUGUUACCUGAUACCGCCAUUCGUUCAUCCUCUCCUUCCUGAUCCUGCUUCAUCAUGGCAGCAGAUUCGACAUGAUGGAAGAAUUCAAUUGUACAUAAACAAACAACAUUAAAUGUUCCAAACUGAACUAGUUUAACCAUUUGUACAGCUCUCUUUCUCUUUGUACAUAUUUCUUCCUUUUUAUGCUAUUUUGUAUAAAUUGUGAAUAUUAUUUACAACUUGUUUUAGCGUGCAUUGGCUUCUCCGGUAAUUAAAA